GUCAAAAAAACAAAAACACAGUUAGUUUGUAAUCAAUUGCAGCAAAAUGGGAUCAAAGGGACUGGUUUUGGCAAAGUGUUCAUGGGUUUCAACAUUGCUAGCAUUUGUUCUUCUUUUUCUUCUUGUUCUACCUUCCAUGGUUAAAGCCCAAUUUCUUGAUUGUUCUAACCAAGGUAUGGUAGGCUUAGACCACCUUGAACCUUGCUUGAAUUACCAAGUUAAAAGCUCCAUGGAUGCUUGCUGCCAAGUUCUUAAUCAAAUGGUCAAGUCUGGAUAUCACUGUUUGUGCUUGCUAUUAUCUUCCACCACCACAAGCUCACUCUCAGCUGCCCCACUUUCAUUGCCAUUCGCUAAUUGUUACAUAUCUGUACCUCCUUUGAGGCAAUGUCCAGGCAACUCUAAUGUCCCAGCUCCAUUGGUUCUACCACCCAUCAUCGACGGCAGGGAGCCCACAAAUCCACCUUCUUCCAUGGCCACCAUCUUCGCACCGCUGCCGCCAUCUCCACUGAUAUCACUGCCACUGCCACUGCCACCACCACCACCGCUUGGCAUACAGACGUCGAUGAACUUGACUCAGGGUAGGAGCUUCACAAUAGUAGAAGAGCCACAUUCCAACAAGAACAGUCAAUUAAAUUUGACCAUGCCUGAUAACAUUGGCAGGAUUGUGAGGUCAUACUCGUGCAGUGGAGAGUGCAGGAAGGAAGCCAAGAUCUGGACCAACUUAUGGGUGGUAUUUGUUGUAGUAAUUCUUCUUCGGACAUCCAUUCUGUAAUAAUCAAGC
Messenger RNA from Telopea speciosissima, 781 nucleotides. RefSeq lists its product as uncharacterized. The record is from RefSeq and is a predicted model, not a curated record. Lineage: Eukaryota; Viridiplantae; Streptophyta; Magnoliopsida; Proteales; Proteaceae. Bases 47 to 772 code for a protein of 241 amino acids. The transcript is spliced from 2 exons.